Messenger RNA from Triticum aestivum (bread wheat), 3487 nucleotides. Its product is annotated as probable LRR receptor-like serine/threonine-protein kinase At3g47570. Gene Ontology annotation, biological process: protein phosphorylation. Gene Ontology annotation, cellular component: membrane. The transcript is spliced from 3 exons. The record is from RefSeq and is a predicted model, not a curated record. The coding region runs from base 261 to 3311 and encodes 1016 amino acids. Lineage: Eukaryota; Viridiplantae; Streptophyta; Magnoliopsida; Poales; Poaceae. Gene Ontology annotation, molecular function: protein binding; ATP binding; protein kinase activity.
CUCAAGACCCAGGUAAUGUAAUCUACCAUAUAUAGAUACUCCUGCUGCAUUAGUAUCCGAGAGUGGACUGGGGACUGGAUCACCAGCGUCGCCUUCACGCCUAUAAAUAAAGAUCCGCGGUGGUGAAGGGGGAUCGAACACUUCAAUCUCCAAUCUUCAACCACCAGCGGCUGUAGCUUUUGUUCCAGCCAGGAAAGAAGAAGAAGAAGAAGAAGAAGAAGAAGAAGAAGAAGAAGAAGUCCGUACGAGCUACCUCGGCCAUGAAAAUUACUAGAGUUGGACGAUUACUCCUCUUGGUGUUGUUGGUGACUUUGAGUGCACACUAUGUGGUCGUCGUCGGCACCUCUUCUUCCUUACAUGGAAACACGACAGAUAUGCUAUCUUUGCUUGAUUUCAAGGAUGCAAUCAGCCUCGAUCUGCAACAAGCCUUGAUGUCCUGGAAUGAUAGCACCCAUUUUUGCAAUUGGGAAGGUGUCAUGUGCAGACUGAAGACUCCACGUCGAGUCACCUCGCUAAACCUUGUAAGUCAAGGUUUGGUUGGACACAUCUCUCCUUCACUUGGCAACCUAACAUUCCUUCACUCUCUAGCCCUCACGGAGAACACACUCGCUGGAGAGAUCCCACCCUCCCUCGGUCACCUGCGUCGCCUCCGAACCCUGCAUUUGAAUAAUAACACGUUGCAAGGAAAUAUGCCGAGUUUCGCAAACUGCUCAAAGCUCAAGGUACUAGAUGUUUCAGUUAACAAUCUAGUUGGCCAAUUUCCCACUGAUUUGCCUCCUGACCUUCAGGUGCUGCGGAUCGCACUUAAUAACCUUGCCGGCACCAUACCUACUUCUCUUGCCAAUAUCACAACACUAACCAUGAUUAGUUUUGCGUAUAAUCACAUCCGGGGAAAUACCCCAAGUGAUUUUGCAUCUUUUUCGCGCUUGCAACACCUGUAUGCAGGUGCCAAUCAGCUAGCAGGCAGGUUUCCACAAAGCGUCUUAAAUCUGUCUACUCUCAUCAACCUUGCCCUUCCUCUCAAUGGUCUAAGUGGAGAGGUACCACCAAAUCUAUGUACCUCUCUGCCCAAUCUGCAGAAACUUGCAUUAGGUGGCAACUUCUUUCUAGGGCACAUUCCUAGUUCUUUCACGAAUGCUUCCAAUCUACACCUCUUUGAUUUGGCGGAUAACAACUUCACCGGAUUGGUGCCCACCACGAUUGGCAAACUUACCAAACUCUUGAGCUUCAAUCUUGAAUAUAAUCAGCUCCAAGCACACAGCAAGAAAGAUUGGGAGUUUUUGGACAGCUUAGGAAACUGCACAAAGCUACAGGUAUUCUCCAUGAGUUACAAUCAUCUAUCAGGGCACGUACCGCAUUCACUAGGUAACAUUUCCAGUCUGCUCCAGUAUCUACACUUGGAUGAAAAUCAACUAUCAGGAGAUUUUCCUUAUGGUAUAACAAACCUUCGCAACUUGAUUGUUGUAUCACUGGGAGGGAAUCACUUUACAGGUGUGGUUCCAGAGUGGAUUGGGACUCUCAACACAUUGCAACAGAUAGAUUUAGACACAAACCUCUUUACGGGGGUCAUUCCGUCAUCCUUGUCAAAUUUGUCUCAGUUGGGGCAACUUGAUCUACACUCAAACCAGUUCAUUGGCCAGAUACCACCAAGCUUUGGUAACUUUCCCAUGCUUCAAUAUUUGGACAUUUCCAAGAACAAUCUUCAUAGCGGAGUUCCAAUGGAGAUCUUUGGAAUCCCAUCAGUUAUUGGAAUUGAUUUUUCAUUCAACAACCUUGGUGGACAACUCCCUAUCGAGAUUGGCAAUGCCAAACAACUCAUAUAUUUUCGAGUUUCGUCAAAUAAGCUAUCUGGAGAUGUUCCAAACACUUUGGGUGAUUGUGAAAGUUUGGAAGACAUUGAGUUAGACUCAAAUAUUUUCAGCGGAAGCAUUCCCACUUCAUUGGGCAAGAUAAGCAGCCUCAAAGUUUUGAAUUUUUCUUCCAAUAACUUAACUGGGUCAAUACCAGCAUCUCUUGGCAACCUACAACUUCUGGAGAAACUUGAUUUGUCAUUCAACCAUCUUCAUGGUGAAGUUCCAACAAAAGGGAUCUUCAAGAAUGCAACUGUUGUGCGGAUUUAUGGAAAUCAGGGGCUUUGCGGUGGGGCAUUGGAGUUGCACAUGCUAACAUGUUCUUUUAUGCCUUCAAAUUCAACUAGGCACAAGGAAUACUUAGUGUUGAAAGUAGUCAUCCCAAUAGCUAGUAUGGUGUCACUUGCUAUGGUCAUAUUUGGAUUAAUUUUCUGGAGAGGAAAACACCAAGGCAAAUCUGUAUCGUCACCAUCAUUUGCUACAAAAUUUCCCAAAGUUUCUUUCAACGAUCUGGCAAGAGCAACAGAGGGAUUCUCAACAUCCAACUUAAUUGGAAGAGGGAGAUAUAGUUAUGUCUACCAAGGAAAACUAGCUGAAGAAGAAAAUGAGGUUGCUAUAAAGGUCUUCAACCUAGAGACAAGAGGAGCACAAAAAAGCUUCAUUGCAGAAUGUAAUGCAUUGAGAAAUGUGCGGCACCGUAAUUUGCUACCUAUCUUAACCGCUUGCUCUAGCAUCGAUUCUGAUGGUAACGAUUUCAAGGCCCUAGUGUAUGUGUUCAUGCCACGAGGAGACUUACAUAAACUACUAUAUUCAACUCAAGACCAUGAAGGCUCUUCUAAUUUGUACCUUAUAACAAUGGCUGAAAGGAUAAGCAUUUUGGUGGAUGUAGCAGAUGCACUGGAGUACCUACACCACAACAACCAAGGCAUAAUGGUUCAUUGUGAUCUAAAGCCUAGCAACAUUCUUUUGGAUGAGAAUAUGACAGCUCAUGUUGGAGACUUUGGCCUGGCAAGAUUCAAAGUUGGUUCGACUUCAUCAUCUCAGUGUAACUCAAGUUCUUCUUCGGUUGCAGUAAUGGGAACAAUUGGAUACGCUGCUCCAGAAUAUGCAGGGGGUGGUCAAGUUUCAACCGCCGCGGAUGUUUACAGCUUUGGUGUCGUUCUCCUCGAGAUAUUCAUUCGAAGAAGGCCAACUGAUGACAUGUUUAAGGAUGGACUGAAUAUCGUGAAGUUUACAGAGAUUAGCUUUCCUGAUAGUGUAUUGGAGAUUGUCGAUCCCCAGCUGCUACAGGAAUCGGAGGAAACUCCAGUAGUAUUGAAGGAAACAAGUGUAAAUGUUCUGCUACCUAUUCUAAACAUUGGCCUUCGCUGCACCAAGGCAUCUCCGGGUGAACGCAUCACCAUGCAUGAGGUGGCUGCUAAGCUACAUGGAAUCAGGGAUGCAUAUCUCAAUGCUAACUGAAUAGACAAGUUGUUGUAUAAUUGGUUUUUAUCACAUAUCGUGUAUUUAAGAAGUAUUAGCUAGCUGAACAAGCAAGUCUAUGUAUAGUUGGUAUUUGUCACAUAGCGUGUAUGUAAGGGGCCCAUAUUUAUAAAUCCACACGUUUACGGUGUUACUGCAUCAGCCUAGAUAGUGAA